Mangifera indica (mango) is the source of this 1956-nucleotide messenger RNA. Its product is annotated as APETALA2-like protein 2. NCBI's taxonomy places the organism in Eukaryota, Viridiplantae, Streptophyta, Magnoliopsida, Sapindales, Anacardiaceae. Gene Ontology annotation, molecular function: DNA-binding transcription factor activity; DNA binding. Bases 225 to 1736 code for a protein of 503 amino acids. The transcript is spliced from 10 exons. Gene Ontology annotation, biological process: regulation of DNA-templated transcription. The record is from RefSeq and is a predicted model, not a curated record.
CUUUUCUAUCUAACUGUCUCUCUUUCGCUCUGCCGGCCAUUUUUCUCUCUCCAUCUUUCCACACAAACCUGACAAAUUUUCUUCAUCAUCUCUUCACUUUACAAGUGCAUUCUUUUAAGGUUUCUUCUUCUUCUUCUUUAACUCUUGCGCAAAACACGAACUUUUAACUCUAGCGAAUGAGUUUUGAUUUCCCCUUAUAAGCAACAGCUUAAGUAUCAUUAUCCAUGAUGUUGGAUCUUAAUCUUGGUGUUGUUUCGAGUGAAUCGUCGUCGUUUUGCGAUGACAACAGAAAUAUGCUAAUAGAUGCAGCUGAGAAACAUUUCGGCCAUGAAGAUUCCGGCACCUCAAACUCUUCCAUCAUCAACUGUGAAGAGCCGCAAGCCAAUGCCGGAGACGAGAACACCUCAAACAACUCCUCCUCCGCAUUGAUCUUCGACAUCAUAAAGAAAUACAAACAAAAGAACGUCGUAAUUCAAGCUGAUGACAACAACACCACCUCUUCCACAACACCUCUCAUCACGCAGCAGCUUUUCCCGGUCAUUGGAGAAAAAGCAGAAGCUGAAUCCAGUGCGAUGAAGUCCUCGCUAAGGCCUCAAACGUGCUUAAAUUUAUCUUUCGUCGAUUCCGUUGGAGAGCAAGAACGGAAAGUUGUGCAGCUAAAGCAACAACAAGUUCGAAAGAGCCGGCGAGGCCCCCGGUCUAAAAGCUCACAGUACAGAGGCGUGACAUUUUAUCGCAGAACCAGCCGCUGGGAAUCACACAUAUGGGAUUGUGGAAAGCAAGUAUAUUUGGGUGGAUUUGACACAGCCCAUGCUGCUGCAAGGGCAUAUGAUAAGGCUGCAAUUAAGUUCCGUGGUGUUGAUGCUGAUCUGAAUUUCAAUGUCAGUGAUUAUGAUGAAGACAUGAAACAGACCAAGCAUCUGUCAAAAGAAGAAUUUGUGCUGGUUCUUCGUCGCGAAAGCUCUGGUUUUUCUAGAGGGACAUCUAGAUUCAGAGGAGUAACCUUGCACAAAUGUGGGAGAUGGGAAGCUAGAAUGGGGCAACUUCUUGGAAAAAAGUAUAUUUAUCUUGGCUUAUUCGACAACGAAGUAGAAGCUGCAAGGGCCUAUGACAGAGCUGCUAUCAGACACCAUGGAAGGGAUGCGGUAACCAAUUUUGAACCAACUUCUUAUGAAGAGGAAAUGAUUUUAGAUUCCAGCAACGGAGGCAGUGACCAGAAUCUAGACUUGAGCCUUGGAAUUGCUCAGUCUUCCAUUGGAAAUGACAAUCCUGGGAAUUUCCAUUUUCGAUGCGACAACGCUUUCAACAUACCCAACAAAGAUAUUCUAGUGCUUGAAAGCUCUGCUUAUUCCACUGUGGGAAUGCAGCCACAACAACAUCCUCAUGCUCUAACAAUGCCACCUAAUCAUCCUUCAACAUUUGCGGGCGUAUAUCCUCUUUUACUUCCAAAUUAUGAGGAUAAGAAUAUAGAGAAGAGGGUUCCUUCUGUAUCUUCGGCAAGGUUCACAAGCUGGGCAUGGCAAAUGCACAGCAAUGGCAGUGUGGCUCCAAUGCCAUUGUUAUCGAUUGCAGCAUCAUCAGGAUUCUCUUCCACCACUAGCACUGCUUCUUUUUCACCUACUCUUCAACUCCACCAACAACAAAUAAAUCCUGUCCUCAACAUGUUUCAGCUUCCCACCACACCAGCAACGUCAUCCACCAUAACCACCUCCAUUUACUUCAAUCACAAAAACUAAGAGAGAAGAAAACAAAAUAAAUUUGUCACUCAAUCAGUCCAACAGUUUGUCAUUUUGCUCACUGGAAAGUUAGGUGAGCUCUGAGCCUGUAAAGUUGUAAUUAUUUUUCCGAGUGUAAGCACAGAUUUAAAUUUAUUGUAAUCUUUGUUAAAUUUCCUUAAAUGCCCGUUAUUGCACACAAAGGGUUUUAACAAUCUUUAUGGAAGCACAGAUUUUGUCA